Molecule: messenger RNA, 8135 nt
Organism: Trematomus bernacchii (emerald rockcod)
Lineage: Eukaryota; Metazoa; Chordata; Actinopteri; Perciformes; Nototheniidae
Exons: 3
Coding region: 513-7388 (2291 amino acids)
Source: RefSeq, a predicted model, not a curated record
AGUGCUGCAAGAUCAAAGAAUGUGUGGGGAAAACCAGAAAUAACGAAUGUAUUACAUUGAUUGUUAAUAUGUAAUCAUUUAAUUGUACACAUUGACAAAUCCCGUUUUGAUCGCUGAUGGUGACACUUUUAUUUUGAAAUUUCCGCUCAGAUCUUCGUUCUUCGCUUCCUGUGAAAGCCGUGCAUCGACUUCUACAUUUAAGAGGUUUUUGGCUGGAUUUCAUAUAAGAAGACAUCUUUUGGGACAACUUACGAGAUGUUAACAAGGAAGGAUAAAGUCUCCGAAAGUGUUCAGCCUACCUUUGCACUGUACCAGAAGAGUCUCGUUGCUGUCUGGAGGAUGACCACAUAGGAAGCAGACAUUCAGUGUGGGCUAGAAAACUUGGAAGAGCUUUUAUUCAAGAUGAAUGUCUUACAAGGAAAAGAAAACAUACAAGGCAAAGAAGAACAGUAGGUGAAUUCACUGCAGAUGGAAAACAAGGACAACUGCUGUAUGAAGAAAAAAGAAAAAAGAUGGAUGCCAACAAAGUAUGGCAGUGGCGCAUUAUGUGUGUAGACAAAUAUUCAAGACAUCCAGAACCUUUCCAGUGCAGCAAUAGGAUUGGAUUGGAUUUUAAUGUAGCAUCCAACAACCAUCAAAAACUGGAUAUAGGUUUAGUGACAAAUGGGGUCAUACUUGAGGUCUGUGACUUUGCUAAAACAGUAAACAAGAGUAAAAGGCAUUUUUUCACAAACAUUUUAGAGAACAAUUUCAAUCUUGAUUUGGAAAAUGAUCAACAGCGGAUUGACUUUACAUCUCGAAUUAUGCGCAAAGUUAAAAACUUGAUUGGGAAACCUAAAGAUAAAAAUGAAGUUUUCACUCUCUUUGACACACCAUGUAAUCCAGAAUGCUCGAGCAGCAAUGAACCGAACAUGGUAUCCACAAAGCAUAAGACUGAAAGUAUCCUGGUGGAGACGGAUGACACUGAUGAUUGGGAACAUGAAGAUGAAUUACAGUGUUCACAAGCAACAUCCAAAGAUUGCAUUAAGGCAGAAAGUCUCUUGGAAGUGAUGGAUAGGGCACAAAGUGAUGACAGUGACUAUGAAGAUGAAUUAAAGUUUUCAGAAGCACAGUCAGCAGAGAAACAAAAAGAUGAUGAUUUUUCCAAGUUGUUUCCCUUUUGUGAGAAAAUUGGUCUGAACCUUGAUUUUGGGUCAAAACAAAGUCUAGAGCCAGGUUUGCUGACAAAGGGCAUAAUGUUAGAGUUAAUUCACUUCACCAGAAUUCUCACUGCAUCCUACAGCCCUAUUGUUCUGGAUGUUUUGGAGCACAAUUUUGAACUUGAUCUAAAAAGUCAACAAGAAAAAAGUCGAGCUUUGUUCAAGAUAUCGCACUUGCUGAAGAAAAGAACGAGAUUUCUCAACAUUGGUACCAAAAUAAGCCCAGAGUUUAAAACUGAGCUGUUUUCAUUCCAGACAAAUCCCUUCAAAAGACACAGAGAAACAGCUCUGUCUGAUAUGGAAGCUCCGCAAUAUCAGUUUAAGGAAGUGACAAAAAGAAGGCAGUCUGAUUUAAAAAGUAAACAGGCAAUCAAAAGGUGCAAAAGAGACAUGGAAACAAACACACUCUCUUAUCACACUAAUUUGUAUAGCACUACUACAGCAGAGGGAGAUCAUUGUCACACUUGUCCUGUAGGAAAGUCUGAUUCAGACUCUGGCAAAAAAUGUGACAUGGAACAAGAAGUAAUGGGAACAGAGGGAAACUGUUCUUAUCCCCUGGGAUCAUCUCAACUAAUCUUGGACAAAGCCACAGAUUCAGGAAACUUUUGCAAACAGAAUCAGUCACAAAACCCCAAAAGUUCUCUCGGCUACGACAUUCCUAGAAAACCAGAAUCAAACUGUCUUCAUGUGCCUUUCCUCAACACCAAUUACAUUGUAUCCACUUUACCAACUGAUAACUUAAAUGUGAUUCCACCACUUGCGAGUCAACCUAAUGAAGGAGGGCAUUGUGGAGUUGAGGAGAAAUCUCAGACUCCAAUAAAUGUUCCAAACAAGUCAGAUGUGGAACAAGAAGAAAUGGAAACAGAGCACGACAUGUGGAAGUUGCGUGCUAACCGUGUAAGAAAAAUCCUCUCAACAUUCGUGUUUAGUCCAUUAUUCAAGUCAAGGAAAUUUGCCCUUGAAUUCAAUGUUGGAUUUAGUGCAAAGAAGAACAUCAGUGUUGACAACUUGCAUGACGAUCAUCUGCUCGAAGUUGCUAAAUUUGCCAUAGCAAUGAAUUCAUCCAAGCAGGAUUUCAUCAUGGAGAUUCUUGAGCACAACUUUGACUUCGGCCUGCAAAGUGAAUACCAGCGAAAUAUAUUCACAUUGGAAAUUAUGAAUCGAGUGAGAGAGCUAGAAAAUUGUGAAGAUGCAAUUAAAUUCUCAAAUGAGGUUUUUGAGCUUCCUGGUCGUCCUGGUAUGGGCAAUGUAAAACCUCAACUCGGCAACAUAAUGAAAAUAGAAGAGUGCAAGUUUUCUCCGCUGCUCCCACCUCAUUCUCAAGCUAACACUUCAGAACAUAUUUCACAGAAAAGUUUGGAUCUUUAUCCCUUCUGCCAGGAAAUAGGUCUGAAACUAAAUGUGUACAAUCCACAGCUAAAUAAAAAACUGGAUAUUGACAAACUCUCCAAUGGAUCAAUGACUGAGGUGACAAACUUUGCAGAAAAGUUGUGUGGAAAAUUUGCCCAGAUAUGUCUUGACAUCCUCAAACACAACUUUUGCUUUGAUUUCCAAAGUGGAGAUUCUGACCUGGCCGGAGAUAUUCUUGCACGGAUUCCUUUUAUAGUGGAUAAGCAGAAUCUAUCAAAUUGUGCAAUUCAUAGAACUGGAAAGGACACCACAAAAGACUCUGCAACAAUGGUAAAACUUGAUUGCCAGAGGAACCCACAUUUAGAUGCAUGUAGUGAUGGAUCUUCUCAGUCUGUGGAAAUAGUCCGACCGGUAGGCAGAUCUACUGACUUUGUACAGCAAGAUGAGCUAAAUUUAAAGUUGUGGAAAUGUCGAGCUAAUCACAUUAAGCAAAUCCUCUCAGUACCCCAUGAAGAACAUUGCCCACUUUAUUCUUUUUCUCGAUGUCAGAAACUAGGCAUUGAUUUCAAUGUAGGAUCUGGAAUAAAACAAAAUCUUGAUCCCAAAUUGUUGACCAAUGGUAUCAUGGUUGAAAUAAACACCUUUGCUGCAGCAAUGCGAUCAGCUCAAAAGCACUUCAUCACAGAGAUACUGGAGUAUAAUUUGAAUCUUGAUUUAAAAAAUGAGCUGCAUCGCAGUGCCUUUACACAGCAAGUAUGGAAAAAAGUAAUACCAAUGAAUAUCAAGAGAUCCAAACAUUGGUUGAUGAAUACUCUUUUUGAACUGCCUGACUUGAUGUGCCUACCAAAUCCUUCAACAUAUUGCCCCAAAUGCUUUCAAGAAAGAAGUCAUAAGCUUUGUCAGAAUGACUUUGACCCUAGUCAUAUACAUCAUCCUCGUACUCGUACCACAGCGGGCGCUGUCUCUGAUGAUGCAAACUACACAGGACAAAAGACUGUAAGGGAUCGGUCUUCUACCUUCUUAGGAAGAGAGGAAACGAUAAUGGACAACUACCGUUGUUGCCAAAAAAACGGUUUUAUGCUGUUUGCAGAUGAACACCAACCAAAAUCUAAGAUUGAUAUACCUGUAUUGACAUAUGGGAUUAUGAAUGAAGUUGCCAGAUUCACCAAAAAACUGCGUGGGACUAAACUUAGCAUCAUUAAAGAUGUCCUUGAACACAACUUCAACAUGGGCAUGCAGGGGAGAAAUUUUUCUCGUACGAUGUAUUUCCAAAGACUGACACCAAACUGGUUCAAUGAAGUUUAUGUUUUUUACAAACCGAAAACUACUCAAAAGAAAAGAAAGUAUGCACUACAAACAAAGAAAACAAGAGCAAACUACACUUGUCCUCUAGGAGAGUCUGAUCUAGACUCAGACAAAAUGACAGAUUCAGAAAACCUAGGCAUUCAGAAUCACUGUUUUCUAAGCUCAGACAUCCCAGGACAAUUAGAAUCAAGUUGUCUGGGUCAUCCCGUGCCUUCCCUCACCUCCGAUGACAUCUCAUCCAGUGUACCAAAUGUAAACUCAAACGUAAACAAACCCUUUGCUAAUCAACCAAAUGAAGGAGGGCGUUGCGGAUUUGAUCAGCUGACACAAACUUCAAGAAAUGAAAUGGACAAAGGUGACAUGAAACAAGAAGAAAUGGAAACAGAGAACUCAAACCUUAACCCACCCUUUGCUAAUCAACCAAUGGAAAGAGGGUGUUUUGGAGUUGAAGUGCAAACACAAACUUCAAGAAAUACACCAAACAAAUGUGACGUGAAACAAGAAGAAAUGGAAACGGAGAACAACUUGUGGAAGUUGCGUGCUAACCGUGCAAGAAAAAUCCUCUCAACAUUCGAGUUUGGUCCAUUCAACAACUCAAAGGAAUUAGGUCUUGAAUUCCAUGUUGGAUUUGGUGCAAAGCAAAAUAUUAGGGUUGACAAUUUGCGAGACGCUCAUCUGCUUGAAGUUGCAAAAUUUGCCUUAGCAAUGAAUUCUUCCAAGCAGGAUUUCAUCAUGGAGAUUCUUGAACACAACUUUAAUUUCGGCUUGCAGAGUGAAGACCAGCGAAACAUAUUCACAUUGGAAAUUAUGAAUCGAGCGAGAAUGCUGGAAAAUUCUAAAGAUGCGAUCAAAUUCUCAAAUGAGAUUUGUGUACUUCCUAUUUUCCCUGGUAUGGGCAAUGUAAAACCUCAACUCGGCAACAUAUUGAAAAUGGAAGAGUGUGAUGUUGCUCCCGGGUUCCCAACUCAUUCACAAGCUAAAACUUCAGAACAUUUUUCACAGAAGGGUGUAGAUAUCUAUCCGUUCUGCCAUGAAAUAGGUCUGAAGUUAAAUGUUAACAAUCAUCAACCAAAUAAAAAACUGGACAUCAACAAACUGACAAAUGGAUCAGUGGCUGAAGUGACAAACUUUGCAGAAAAGUUGUGUGAGACUUUUGAGCAGAUUUGUCUUGACAUUCUGACACACAACUUCGAUUUUCAUUUGCAAAGUGGAGAUCCUGACCUUGCCAGAAGCAUUGUUGCCCGAAUUCAUGCUACAGUGGAGCAAAGGAAUCUAACACUCUAUGUGAAACCCUUCAAGGGACCAAAGAACCGAGGAAAAGAACAUCUAUUGGGGAAACUGAAAUUAAGGAACAACCUUAAUACAGAUGGAUGUAGUGCUGGUUCGUCCCAUACUGCUAUCACAAACCAAGAAGUAGGCAGUUCUGCGGUUGAACAGAAAAAUGAACUAGAUUUAAAGCUGUGGAAAGUGCGGGAAAAUCGUAUACAGCAAAUUCUCUCAACACCUCAUACUGAACAUUGUCCAUUAUAUUCUUACUCUAGAUGCAGGACAUUAGGCAUUGAUUUCAAUGUAGGAUCUGGAGAAAAACUAAAUCUCGACCCAAAAUCACUGACCAAUGGCAUCAUGGUUGAAUUGAAUACGUUUGCCACAGCACUGAUAUCAGACCAAAAGCACUUCGUCACAGAGAUAUUGGAGUAUAAUUUUCCUCUUGAUUUAAAAAAUGAACUGUAUCGCAAGGCCUAUAAAGAGCAACUAUGGACAAACAUAAAGGGAGUAAAUGGGAUGAAAAUGCACUUUGUGAAUAAGCCUUUUGAACUGCCUGGCUUGAUAUGCCUACAAAAUCCUACAAAAUAUUGCCCCAAAUGCUUUCAAGAAAGAAGUCAUAAGACUUGUCAGGAUGACUCUAACCCUAGUCACAUGCAUAAUCCAGCUACACAUACCAUGGCGGACACUGUCUCUGGGGAUGCAAACUGCACAGCACCAAAGCCUGAAAAGGUUCAGUCCUCUUCCUUCUCUGCAAUAGAGGAGAUGAUAGUGGAAUACUUUCCUGCUUGCAAGAACACAGGUUUGAACCUGUUUGUUGACAAAGACCAAGCAAGAGAUAAACUUGACACCAAUGUACUGACUCACGGAAUUAUGUUGGAAGUGGUUGGUUUUGCCAGAUCAUUGUGUGGAACAAAGGGUGAGAUCAUUGUUGAUAUCCUUGAACACAACUUUAACAUUGACUUGCAGGGGACAAGUCCUGCACGUUUGUUCUACUCUUUAGCCCAAAAGAAAGGUGGGCCUGACUGGUUUAAUGAGGUCUUUGAAAUUCCAUUUCAGUCUUCUCAGAGACAACUUCCAACUCGUAAAUCGACUCCGCGAGAUCAGAUUCAGGGUGCUGGAUGGAGGGAGGCUAUUAAAAAAAGAAAGCUGGCACUGCAAACAAAGGAGGAAAAAGACGCAAUGACAAGUGAUAAUCCUUACAAGAUACAAUACAAGAGUAAAAAAACAAAUGCAAUGUGUUGUAGUAAGGUGAUCCGUUAUCCCAAUUGCACGGAGAUAGGUUUGGAUUUGGAUGUAACAAAAUCCGGAAAGAAAGAAAAACUGCACUUGAGGCUAUUGACCCAAGCUGUAGUGUCGGAGAUACAUAAAUAUACACAAACAAAAAAAGGACACUAUUUGCCAAGCACUUGGUAUGACAUCCUUGACUAUAACUUUGAUAUUAGCUCCCAACAUAAAAGAAGCUGGGAGUUUUCAAUAGCUGUAACGACCAAAGUCCAAGCCAUGCUCAGACGUUAUGACAAAUACAGAUGCAGUAAGGUAAACAAGAUCUUCGAAUUGCCAUUUCUAUUUGCUUCCGAUGCUUCACAAAGUCAUCUAGAGAAGAGACAAAAUAAGCAAUGUCAGCUCUUUGGUCGUUUUGUGCGCCAAAUGAAGUACCAUUCAGGUGUUAAUUGUGUUCAUUUUCUCGAAGGCCACAAAACAAAAUAUUGGAUCCUUCGUGAUGGCACAAAGGUACAAAGAGAUCCUAGGAAGAUUGUCCAAAACAAUGGGAACCAAGUGGGUGAUGGUUGUGGCAGUCCUCUCCAGGGAAACUUGCAAAUCAAAGAGGAGGAGUGGCAUCCAUGUUAUGGAAAUAUAAAACCAAAACCGGACACAGAGGAAAAAUAUUGUCCUCUUCAUGAUGAUGUCAAAACGGAGUCAAACCCUGAGGGCGUUGCGCAUUUUGUCCCAGGUGAACCUACAGGAGCCCUUGGAUAUACGUUAAUGACUGCAUUGCCAGAUUCUGAAAGACGCAAAACGGAACCAGAAAAUGAGAAUGUCCAGUAUUACACCCUGGCUGCACCACAAGGGUCCGUUACACAUCCAAACACAGCUUGUAACUUAAAUACAGAAUGGGACUUUGAAAAUGUUGAGUAUUCAGUCCCAGCGGAAACAGAAGAAUCCCAGGAAUACUCCAUGGUUAUAAUAGGUCAUGGCAAUGAGAGCACAUUAAUCAAAGAAGAGGAAGAUAAUGUGCCUGUUGACUUAUACCAUUACGGUGGUCAAUGAAAGUGCAGCAGGCAUCUACCAGGGUUACCUACCAGGGUUAACAUAAAUGGUAUGUGUGUUUUGCAUUAGAAAUGCCAUUAGCUGCCUUAUUGUAAUGCAAAUGUAUUAAUUGUUGGUGUAGAAUGAACUUGAUGAUCUUGCAGUAAUGUCUUAAUGUCUUGCUGUAAUGUAUACUUUAAAUAUCUCACUGUAAAUACAAAGACUCAAAGUGUCCACAAAUAUUGAUGUAUGCUUAAAGUGUUUAAAUGCAUAGGGCUAUUACAUAUUAUAUGUUGAAGCAUUGUGAAGCAUGAACAAUUGUAAAUAAUUCAAUCUUCUUUAUUUUAUUUUUUUUGCCAGUGGCCCACUUUUGGUAAUUUCCAAAUGUGUACAAAUUUGAAUUUGGAUAUCCUGACGCUUAACUUUACUUGGCGGAAAGAAGAUUAUUUUGCUUUAUUCUUAAACAUUCUAGUCUUGUUUUCCUUCAUUUGGGCAUUUUGUUCAUAUGUCCAUAUUUCUUGUUUCUAUUUUUAAGUUUUCUCUAUUUUUCAAAAAUAUUUGAUGAGUGACAUUUUCAAGAUUUUGUAUAUUAUAAUUUUUUCAGUGGUGGUGUAAAUUGGUGAAGAUGAGUGUUAGUACUUUAUUCAUAAAUCUGCUAAUACAACAACAAUGUAGAAAGGAAAAAAUACCUGUAUCUUGAUGGAUUAGUUUGUUUUUCAUUUUGAUUUCACCACACAUGUUUGAUAUAAAGAAUGUUCAUGCAUCCUG